CACAAGUCUGAUCUGGGGUUUUACACGCUAUUACCGUAACGCGUAGUAUAUGCGCGCACAUCAAAAUAACGUGGCCGCUAGAAGGACUGUGUUGUUCAAAGUGCACAACGGUAACUUCACAAAACUCAGACAGAACAGAAACACUUUAAUCCCAACUGAACAUUAAAUCAUCUUCACUUCUUACACGUGAAAUGAUUAAUGUUAUAAAUAUUUUAUGUAAUGACUCUGCUUCGUCUGCUGGAAUCACAGCGCCUCCUAUUGGAGACAAACAGCGUCACAUGAUUCAAUAAGAGACGCUGCUGAAAGUGAAAGUAACAUUUCAAUACGGACAUUUUGUUGAAGCUCUUUUCUGACAGAAGACAUCUUACAUCGGCCGUUUUGUGAGCAUCUCUUCUCGAUGGAUAAACUGUGAUGGAAAGACCUGCGUCUUUGAAGAAGCAAGAAGAGAACAUGAUGUAUCAGAGCUUUGAGAACACAGUGUUCAGAGGAGAAGCAGAUGAUGCUGAUCUCCAGCUGCUGCUGAUCGGUAAAACCGGAUCCGGGAAAAGCGCCACAGGAAACCUCAUCUUUAAUGAUCGGGUGUUUGAGUCAGAAAAGAGCUCUUCAUCAGUGACCAGAGUCUGUAAAUCACACACUGGAUCUGUUCAUAACAGGAGCGUGACAGUGAUCGAUACUCCAGACUUCAGAUUCUCCACUCACACUGACUUUGAUUCAGACUCGGAGCUGAAGAGAGCUCUUGAAUUAUGUUCAGCAGGAGCUCAUGUCAUCCUGCUCUUUCUGCCUUUAAGCACUUUCACUGAGCAGGAGAUGGAGUUCAUCAGCUGGUUUGAGCAGAAGUUUGGAGCAGAAGCUCUCAGAUUUACUCUAGUGCUCUUCACUCACGCAGAUCAGAGACACAUGAGAUCACUAGGAGAGAUGAUCAGGGCAAAUCCUCAGUUAUCUGCUUUUAUUGAGCGAUGCGGUCAGAGAUAUCAUGAGUUUAACAUUAAAGCUCCAGCAAACAGACGGCAGGUGACUGAACUCAUAGAGAAGAUCGACAGAUUGGUGUCUGAGAACAGACACUCCUGUUACACACUAGAGAUGAUGCUGGAGACGGAGAGGAGAAGAGAGGAGGAGAAGAGAGCAGAGGAGGACAGGAAAGAGAGAGAACAUCAGAUGUCAUUAGACAAAGUCAGAACAGAGACAGAGGCAUGUGUGAGAAAGGAAUAUGAGCAGGAGAUAGUGGAGAAAGAGAGGAGAGAAGAAGAGGAGAGGAGAGAGAGACGAGAGACAGAAAUGCCUGUAAGUGAAUAUGAGGAUCGAUGUGAAGAGAGAAGAGGCAGUGGGGUCAAACACUUUGUAACUCAGUAUAAGUACAUCAUUCUGGCUUUAGUUGUGGGUGCAGUGAUUUUGUUAAUAAUCAUUCUUGCAGUAAAACUUUCAUCCUGAACUCAACCUUUAAGGAUAGUUCUCUCAAAUAUGAAAAGUUGCUGACAUUUUAGCUGAAACCGUGGUCCUGCUUCAUAUAUAAUCCAAGUCAACAGCUAUCAUCACUUUCAGAAUCAAAAUAAAAACAUGAAUAAAAAGGUUUACUCUGCUGUAAAUACAGUAUCAGCUCACGUGUGAGUUUGCUCUCACACAAACAUCAUUACGCAACAGGAAGCUCGCGCUGCAGUCUGUCGUAAACUGUGCCUUUAACAGAAUGUAGUAAUAUCUGGUGUUUACACUGACCUGCUCCAUUUACAAUAUGCUUUACUACUGAAGCGUUUAUACCUUUUAUUGAUGUUCCACUGUGGAUGUUGUGCUGAGAGAAAAAAAUCAUUGAAAUAUCAUUUCUGAGGUUUGUUGUUGCUAAAAUGAUUUAAUGAUGAAAUGACUAAUGAUUAUGAUGAAAGAAUUAUUAAAUGCAGUUUAAACAUGCAUUUAACAUAUUGAUCUUAUCUAAACGAUAAUGUAACUGAAUAUUAUUUAUUAGUUAUAUUUCCAUUGUAUUACAGAUGCAUGUUUCAUAUUACUAUACCUUUGUUCAUUUUGGAGGGAUAUGAUCAAGAUACGUUCAUGUUAAAUCAGUUGAUGUGAUAUUGAUACUGUACAUGUUCAGGCAUCAGUUCCUUCUCUGUUAAAAUAUUACCAUCAUAACCCAGUACAUAUUUGUGAUGACCAGAAUGACUGUCAUCAGAACUCGCUGUACAUUUGAAGAAAUUAUUAAAGUUUAUGACUGAAAAAAAACAAAAAACAGGUUUAGUAUAUUUCAUUUAUUUGACAAAUUUAUGCUAAAAAUAAAAGUUAAAUAGCCUGUGUAUCCACAUAGGCCUACACAGUGUGUACGCAAAAUUACACUCUCAAAAAGGAUGUGUUAAUUUUGUGUAAAUUUAAAUUGAUCAUGUGUAAAAAGAAAGAGAGAGAGAGAGAGAGAAACCAACACAAUAUGUGUUAUCUAUCAUCCAAUCAGAUUGCUGCCUACAUCACUCCACAAGCUGUUAACCAAAUUCGUGCCUCUUUUUCAUUGGUGGAUGAUGUGUAUGCACACAUGUCAGGUAAAUGGAUUUAUAAUGUAUAUGUAAUAUAUCUGCUUGUUUUACACUCUUUGGCCACCAGGUGGUAUUGUUGUGUGUACUGGGGGUUUUACU
Molecule: messenger RNA, 2609 nt
Organism: Onychostoma macrolepis
Lineage: Eukaryota; Metazoa; Chordata; Actinopteri; Cypriniformes; Cyprinidae
Product: GTPase IMAP family member 4-like
Exons: 3
Coding region: 412-1428 (338 amino acids)
Molecular function (GO): GTP binding
Source: RefSeq, a predicted model, not a curated record